This is a messenger RNA of Morus notabilis, 1493 nucleotides long. Its product is annotated as mitogen-activated protein kinase kinase kinase 18. NCBI's taxonomy places the organism in Eukaryota, Viridiplantae, Streptophyta, Magnoliopsida, Rosales, Moraceae. Gene Ontology annotation, biological process: protein phosphorylation. The record is from RefSeq and is a predicted model, not a curated record. Gene Ontology annotation, molecular function: protein kinase activity; ATP binding. The transcript is spliced from 2 exons. Bases 195 to 1493 code for a protein of 432 amino acids.
UCCCUCUUGUGCCACUUCUUUUUAAACCCCAAAACCCACCGAAAGCCUUUGCUUGGUGUAUAAUAAAAUUUUACAAAGACCAAACUUCUCUUUACCAAAACGAAAACCCAAAAAAACACAAUACUCUGUUUUACUCUGUUUUUUGCUCUGUUUUCCUCUGUUUUUUCAUAUCACAAUUCUCCAUUCUCUGCUCAAUGGAGUGGACUAGGGGACCCACCAUUGGCCGGGGCGCCACGGCCACUGUCCAUCUCGCCACCGACACCCGGUCGGGUGAGCCAUUCGCCGUCAAGUCCGCCGAGCUUUGUCGCGCGGUUUUCUUGCGAAAGGAGCAGUCUUUUCUCUCCAAAUUGAGCUCUUCUAGGAUAGUCAAGUACUUGGGUUUCGAUGUCACUACUGAAAAUGAUGUUCCAAUGUACAAUCUCUUCAUUGAGUACCUCCCCAACGGCACGCUUUUCGAUGCGAUCCGAAGCCGGGAAGGGAGACUAGAUGAGUCUCUGAUCAAAAUCUAUACUCAACAAAUUCUGCAAGGACUGGAUCACAUUCAUGAAAAUGGAUUGGUACAUUGUGAUAUUAAGAGCCAGAAUAUGCUGAUCGGUGAAGAGGGUAUCAAGAUUGCUGAUUUGGGGUGUGCUAAAUUCGUUGGAGAAGCCGAAUUCGGUGACAGUCCCCUGGUUUUGCAAUUCUCCGGCACGCCGGCUUUCAUGGCACCGGAGGUUGCCCGCGGCGAAAAGCAGGGGCUUGAGGCUGACGUUUGGGCUUUGGGAUGCACCGUAAUUGAGAUGGCGACCGGUCGAGGGCCUUGGCCGGAGAUGGAUGAUCCGGUGUCGGCACUUUACCGGAUCGGAUACUCCGACCGUGUGCCGGAGAUUCCGAGGUGGUUUUCGGAGAAAGGCAAGGACUUUUUGAGCAAGUGCUUGAAGAGGGAUUGGAGGGAGAGAUGGACAGUUAAUGAGCUUCUUGAGCACCCUUUUCUUCAAGUGUCGGAGUUGAGAUCGGAGCAACAAGUAAAGGCUAAAAUGAGUUCCCCAAGUAGUGUUUUGGAUAAGGAUUUGUGGGAUUCGUUUGAAGCUUUCGAGAGUCAUCAAGAUCAAGAAGCUUCUUCUUUGAAUUCUGCUGAAGAAAGGAUCAAGAUGUUGAUUAGAAGCGCAUUUUGUUCUGUUCAAAAUUUACCCGAUUGGAGCUGUGACGAAGAAAAUUGGUUCACUAUUAGAAGCAAUAGCAUUGAAGAGCCAAUUCAUGAAGAAGAGCUUGUUUAUGGCUCAAUAACAUUUGAUGAGGAAUUGUCGUUUGAUGAGGAAUUGUCGUUUGAUCGUUCUAUUGAAAUAGUUACUACUGUUGUUAAUGAGGGCACUUUUGUGAUGUCAUAUGAUGUUAUGUUGGAACUCCAAGAUGAAAUAAAACUUUUUUUACUUUGUGAUGAACUUUUGGUUGAGGAAUUGGAGGUCAAUGAGUGCGUUUUACCCACUCCUCUUCAUUCCUUCUUUUGGGAUUAG